CUAGUAGCGAGUCUCCUUUGUUGUGCGGAAUACAUCCGCUCUGCAAGUGAUUGGUCUCAUAAAUACCCACCGAAACGUAGGAUUUACGGGUCAGGAUUCUUUCACCAGCCUCUAUAGGCGACAUAAUGCGUGCAAUCAUAUACCUAUGUCUGGCGUUGCUAUUGGUAGUCAUCCAGUUGCUCUACGGCCCUACCACGUUCUUCGACUAUACGCCUAGCACAUCUUAUGAAAUCAACAAUGAAUACACACCCGAUUGUUGUGUUCGGUCGUGGAGAAAUAAAACACAUCAAAAGCAUCUACGUAUCACAAUAGAUCGAGAGAACAAUGUCGUUAUCCCGAGGGAUGCAUCCGAGGAUUGCCUUGUGGCUCAAGCGGAUAUGCAUAUUAUAUGCUUGCAGCCCAGUGUAUCAUUCGACUUGGGCUAUGAUCGGGGGCGGACGAGUGAAAGUGGGACUUUCAUUAUGUUCAAUAUAAAAACUUUCCAAGGCAAAACAUCAAGCACAGGUGAGUUAACCAUCGGUUUAUUAGCUUCUGGUAUGAACGACUAUUAUCUGCGAGUGCUCAGUACAGCCGGCGGCUUCACGUCUUUGGCUACUAGCCGUGUUAGUGUUGGAUUGGUGCAGGCCACACUGGGUAUACCGACUGUUGUCUCGACAAAUGAGACGCUUGAUAUCAGUGUCAAGGUGUGCUUAAUCAUGCAGAACGUCGCAUAG
Sphaeroforma arctica JP610 is the source of this 713-nucleotide messenger RNA. RefSeq lists its product as hypothetical. The coding region runs from base 126 to 713 and encodes 195 amino acids. Lineage: Eukaryota; Ichthyosporea; Ichthyophonida. The record is from RefSeq and is a predicted model, not a curated record. The transcript is spliced from 3 exons.